AUUCCAUUAAGACUGACCGCCGACCAACGGAUUCCCACACGUGGAGACUCAAGUACAUCUGCAGGCAAUGAUCAGACAUUAAAUCAGAGGUCACCGCGAAGGGCCUGCGGCAGCGAGUGAGCUCCACACUCUGAAAGGGAACUCCAGCGAGAUCUGGCGGUCCACUACAGGUCAGGAACCGAUCCAACAGGACCAGAGAGGAUUCCGGGGCUUUACUAAUGUCAAGCAAGGUGGAAAGCCUACAGUCACACACCCAGGGGUUAUCCUGAAGACCUGUGAGAGGAAUGAAAUGGAUGAAGGGUGACGUGAUGACACAUUGAGUCUUCACAGAACCACUGAGCGCUGGCUUUGAGUGGCGUCACUGAGCGGCCAGAGAGCAGUCAGAUCAUUGGGAAGGGUGCUUAGCCUGUUGCUCGAGAGGUCCAGAUAAGUCACAUUGCCAAGGUAACGCGCAGCCAGGGGUGGGAUUCGUGCCAGGCGGUUAUUGUGAAGUCCAAGUGUUCGGAGGUGGGGCACGUCUCUGAGUCCCUCCCAGGGGAAAGUGGACAAAAGGUUCCCGUCCAAUCGUAACUCAUGAAGGGAAGACAGGUGGUGUUGGAGUCCCUCCCUCUGAGUCUGAUCUCGGAUGACUGCAGCGGUAGAGACAGCAGCAGCUCUCGCUCUCUCUCUCUCCUCUGACCGACAGCAGUAGAAGCAUGGCGACGGUGGACACACGGGAGUGCGAGACGGAAGGCUGCUCCAGCGAAGCUAAGCUCCAGUGUCCCACCUGCAUCAAACUCGGAAUUCAAGGCUCAUACUUUUGCUCUCAGGAAUGUUUCAAAGGCAGCUGGGCCACCCACAAACUGCUCCACAAAAAAGCAAAGGAGGACAAAGUAAACGAUGAGGGAAAGAACUGUGUGGAGAAAGAAAUCAACACAGACCCGUGGCCUGGGUACAGAUACACUGGUAAACUACGACCCCACUAUCCACUGACACCCAUGCGACUUGUUCCUAGCAACAUCCAGAGACCAGACUAUGCAGAUCAUCCUUUGGCUGCAGAGGUUGGGUUGUUGGCAGGAAUGUCAGAGUCAGAGCAGACCAUGAAAGGGACGUCUCAGAUUAAGAUCCUCAACGCUGAAGAGAUUGAGGGCAUGAGAGUUGUCUGCAAGCUGGCUCGAGAAGUACUUGACAUUGCUGCCAUGAUGGUGAAACCUGGAAUGACAACGGAGGAGAUCGACCAUGCGGUGCAUUUGGCGUGUAUAGCGAGGAACUGCUACCCCUCUCCUCUGAACUACUAUAACUUUCCCAAGUCCUGCUGCACCUCGGUCAAUGAAGUCAUCUGUCAUGGGAUACCUGACCGCCGUCUCCUUCAAGACGGGGACAUACUGAACAUCGAUAUAACGGUUUACCACAAUGGUUACCAUGGAGAUCUGAAUGAAACUUUUUUUGUGGGUGAAGUAGAUGAGGGAGCCAAGAAAUUGGUUCAGACCACUUAUGAAUGUCUUAUGCAAGCCAUCGACUCUGUAAAGCCUGGUAUUCGGUAUCGGGAGCUAGGGAACAUCAUUCAGAAGCAUGCCCAGGCCAAUGGUUUCUCUGUGGUACGGAGCUACUGUGGUCACGGCAUUCACAAACUAUUCCACACGGCACCAAACGUACCGCACUAUGCCAAGAAUAAAGCAGUUGGAGUGAUGAAGCCUGGACAUGUGUUUACUAUUGAGCCCAUGAUCUGCGAAGGUGGUUGGCAAGAUGAGACGUGGCCAGAUGGUUGGACUGCAGUCACUCGUGACGGCAAACGCUCGGCCCAGUUUGAGCACACGCUCCUUGUGACGGAGACUGGCUGUGAGAUCCUCACACGUCGCCUUGAGGAUAAUGGCCGUGCUCACUUCCUGUCCCAAAUGUAGGAUGGUGGGGUUACAUCAGCCCUGUUGUGCAGUGAAGGAUACAGCAGCUCUGCCCCAUAUCACCAAUCAGCCAAUCACAUUGUGGUUCUCUGUUGGGCAGGAGAUGAUUGGCCAAGUGGCCAUAUCAGUGGAUUUGGGCAGGAGAUGGAGAUUUGGUAACUUUUGAAUGUGUGUCACCUGGCAGUCACAUUAAUCAGCUUGGAUCUGAGCAAAUUCAAAGGCACUGGCCUUUAGCCUGGUUUCAGUGCCACCAUACUCUGUCUACAAGGCAGAGGAAUCUGCGUGAGUGGUUUUGCGUGUACGCAUCUGUGUGUUUAUGAGAGUGUGUUGGCUGUUUGAGGUUUGCUGUCUCAGUCUGCUUCAGUGUGUUUGUAUGCCUUGGCUCGUUGCAGUGUACCGGGUCUGUUUUGUAAGCCAUCGUUGAGGUUUGAGAUGCAACGAGUGUAUGUGAUUAAACCCUGUUGAGUCUCUCCAAACCUUAUCAAAUCAAGAUUGAUAUGGAAACUCUUUACAGCUGAAAGAGUGCCUCGUAAUGAUAUUGAACAUUUACACAAAUGUUUUUCAUGAACUUCCACCAGUGUAGUUAAAUCAAUCCAAUUUGAGUGAAAAUGUCACCAAGGGAAACAUUAGGUUAGGUACAAUGGUGUAAUAUUUUGUGAUGGGGAGAGGAUGGCCUUUCUGAAUGUCCUCUCACUGCAUUCAUCCUCCUUAGUCAGUUACAAGAUGAUUUUUGUUUGUCUUUGGUUGUUUAAUGCCACUUGAAGAGCAAUGCGAAAGUCAAAAAGUCAACAGUUGCAGGCCUCUUUGUCAGUUUGAUGCAUCUCAUGGAAUCAAUUACAGUGUUUCAGUAUUCAAGCUGAAUUAAAGUAUAUUUUCUCCUUUAUUUGGACUUGUUAGUUUUUUUAAUGUACAACAAAUGCCAAACUUCAAGCAGUCACAACAGAAUGCAAUUUCAGCAAUGACUUAUGAAAGCAGGUGAAAAGAUAAUUCAAGAAGUUCCUCUGUAUUGAAUUGUUGUUGCUUUUGGUGAAACAAUUAAAUUUUGUGCCAUGCAGAACUGGA
Messenger RNA from Pimephales promelas (fathead minnow), 2942 nucleotides. RefSeq names its product methionyl aminopeptidase 1 (gene metap1). Gene Ontology annotation, molecular function: metalloaminopeptidase activity. NCBI's taxonomy places the organism in Eukaryota, Metazoa, Chordata, Actinopteri, Cypriniformes, Leuciscidae. The record is from RefSeq and is a predicted model, not a curated record. Gene Ontology annotation, cellular component: cytosol. Gene Ontology annotation, biological process: proteolysis.